AAACAAGAUUAUCUGUCAAGAUUUUCCUUUUCGAUGACAAUGAGUCAAGUUUAUUGAAAGAAACAACAUAAAAAAACAUCGAUUUCCCCAAAAAUGAGAAUUUAAAAAUUAGUGGAUUAGAUUAAGCUAUUUACAGAGAUGGCAGGUGUUGAACAAGUUUUGAAGCAGGCAUUGAGCAAGUACAAGUAUGCGGACAUUGCAAAGAGAGAUGUAACCAACGCCAUAAAUCAGUUUAAAGAUCUCCGCCCAACACAUGACUGUUUUACUUUCAAUGAUGGCACAAGAAAAGAUCUGCUCAAUUUGGAUGGAACAAUACCUGUCCAAUAUAAAGGUAGUGUAUACAACAUUCCGAUCGGGAUUUGGAUUCUUGACACUCAUCCGUACAAUCCACCCAUGGUGUUUGUGAAACCCACCAACACAAUGCAGAUAAAACCUGGAAGAAAUGUGGACUCUAACGGGAAAGUGGAUCUACCAUAUCUACGUGACUGGAGAUAUCCCCAGUCAGACCUGUUGGGACUGAUCCAGAUUCUUGUUAUUGUGUUUGGAGAAGAACCCCCUGUAUUUUCCCGAGCUGCUCCUGCAGCACAGUCCAGACCCCCCUACCCUGGGGCGGGUCCACCUUAUCAAGCUCAGACACCCUACCCAAUGCAAGGGAGUGGCUUCCCCAUGCCCAUGCCUAACAGUGUGAGCCAGUCCUCGGGGUACCCCCAGUAUCCAGCAUCAAGUACACAGUACCCUGCCUCUGGGUUCUCUGGCUACCCAGGGGCCGGGUCCACAGGGUAUCCUGGUUACCCCGCCUCCUCUGGAUAUCCGACCUCUUCUGGUUACCCCACACAGUACCCCAGCAGUACCAACCCUUAUGGAGCCCCAUCAUCAAAUCUACCAUACCCACAAUACACCAGUCCAGAGACUAACACAAUGACAUCAAGUGCCCGGCCGGGGACCAGCACAGUAACUGAGGAACAUCUCCGCAUGUCCUUGUUAUCAGCUGUAGAGGACAAAAUGAAAAGGAGGCUACGUGAAAUGUUUGAACAAGCACAGGCGGAGAUGAAUGUUCUUCAUAAAACACAGACUGACCUGAUAAAGGGAAAAGAGAAACUAGAGACAAUGGUCAAAGAUUUGGAGAAUGAAAAGAUGGAGAUAGAAAACAACAUUUCACUGUUAGAAGAAAAGGAUAAAGAGGUUAAAGAAGUCUUGAGAAAACUGGACAAUCAGGACAAACUGGACAUUGAUGAGGCAGUGGUCACCACAACUCCACUGUAUAGACAGCUGCUGAAUUCCUUCGCUGAGGAGCAGGCGAUAGAGGAUGCUAUUUAUUAUCUGGGAGAGGCCCUGCGUAAAGACGUCAUCGAUCUCGAUGUAUUUCUCAAACAAGUACGAGAGUUAUCAAGGAGGCAGUUUUUCUUACGAGCGAUAAUACAGAAAUGUCGAGAGAAGGCGGGACUUCCUCCAAUGGCGUGAACAAUUUUAUAUUUAUGGACUGAUCGUGUGACAUUACUGUGGAAAAUUCUUCUCAUGUGAUACUUAUGACAACAUGGCAAUUGCAUACCAGCUUCACCAAAUGUGUGGGACUGUUUUAGAAAAUUUUAUUAUAUAGAUAAUGCACUAUCAACAUCCCCUGCAAAAAAUAAAGGGAACUCAAUACUGAUUUGAAAUGGGCUUUGAUGUCAGUUAGAUUUUAUUUAAAUUAAUUUCUGUAGAUUCUUUUUUCCAAUGUUAUCAUAAGGGGAUACACCAUGUAUCUCUCAUACAAAUACUGAUGUAUAAAGAAAGAGUCUUUUAUACAAGUUAGAAAAAAUUAUGUUAUGCAGACUAACGCAGAAAGAUAGGGACAUCCAACAAAAGGAAUUCUUACAAUUAAAUGUCUUCAUGGACAAUGGUUCACAGUUGAAAUCUCUGUAUGGAACAGAAACACCAUAAGCUAAAAAAACAAUGUAUAUAUGUGAAUGUCAGUAAACAGAUAUUCCCAUGGAUUUGUAAAUCAGUCUUCAAAGUUAUGUGCUCACUAUAAAUUCAUCUACAUUUCAUGUACAUGUGUACAUCUACCCAAAUCAAGGACUAUUCAUAUAAAAUGUUGGCUUUUUUGGACGUUGGGAAGUGAAUUUGAUGACGAUAGCGACUGUUUAGGCAAUAGAAUAGUUUUGUACUCUUGUAAAUGAGGAAGUAAUUUGAUUUUUGGAAAUGAGGAUCAUAACAAAUUAUUGACAAAGAAAAUUUGUUUUAUUGACUGAUAUUUAGUACUGAACACACAGUCAUGUAAUACCAGACAGAUUAUAUCUGUAUAUAAUGGAAAUUAAAUGUGUCAUAUUGAAA
Messenger RNA from Saccostrea echinata, 2313 nucleotides. RefSeq names its product tumor susceptibility gene 101 protein-like. The record is from RefSeq and is a predicted model, not a curated record. Bases 139 to 1461 code for a protein of 440 amino acids. Gene Ontology annotation, cellular component: ESCRT I complex. Gene Ontology annotation, biological process: protein transport; endosome to lysosome transport; protein modification process. Gene Ontology annotation, molecular function: ubiquitin binding. The transcript has 11 exons. Lineage: Eukaryota; Metazoa; Mollusca; Bivalvia; Ostreida; Ostreidae.